Molecule: messenger RNA, 842 nt
Organism: Musa acuminata AAA Group (dessert banana)
Lineage: Eukaryota; Viridiplantae; Streptophyta; Magnoliopsida; Zingiberales; Musaceae
Product: TPD1 protein homolog 1B-like
Exons: 3
Coding region: 74-457 (127 amino acids)
Biological process (GO): cell fate determination
Source: RefSeq, a predicted model, not a curated record
CUUACUGUUUGUUCUGUCUAUAUAUACUAACUAAGAAAAGGCUUUUCAUCCUCCUGAAACAGAGACAGCAACAAUGGCUACUAUCCUCAGGUUCCUCCUCUUUGCUGCACUCCUACUCCAUAUCUCUGCAGCAGCGGAGAGCCAGGGAUGCGAUCUGUCGAGCAUUCAGGUGCAGCAGAACAACACAGGGGCGACGGUGGGCUACGACCCGGUGUUCGAGGUGGAGGUGAAGAACCAGUGCCGGUGCACCGUCACCGACGUGUUCCUACGCUCCGAGGGCUUCGCCAGCUCGAUGAUGGUCGACCCCAAGCUGUUCCGGCGGGAGGGCGUCGGCUACCUGGUGAACGACGGCAAGGGCAUCCCCAGCUCGCUCUCCGUCAAGUUCCGGUACGCCUGGGACAGAGCCUUCAAGAUGUCUACUGCAAGCCUGCAAGUGAAAUGCUGGGGAAUAGCUUGAAUCGAUAUGUGGAGGUCUCCAUUUUGGGAUAUCUGCUUCUCCUGAGCCCUGGAAACGGCCUGGCACUCUUUCCGGAUUCUUGAAGCACAAGUUACAUGGAAAGAGGAGCUCGUCAAGUCAAACUAUCCACAAAUUUCCGGAUUCUGAAUGGUAAAUAUAUUUUUAUCUAUUUAUUCUGACGUAGAGUGCUGCUGAGUUCACCGAAGUGGUCUGAUUCGACAGCGUGCAAUAUAUAGGUGUUAUGUUUCGGGAGUACGGGGGAAGUAAAACUUUGUACUGGAGUGUUCCUUGGAUACUAGUACAAUCUUGUCACAUCAAAUUCCUGUAGUGUUAGUAAUGGAUCCACCCAACGUAAAAGGGAUCAAAUUUCUUAGCCCAAAAAAAA